This is a messenger RNA of Tigriopus californicus, 1725 nucleotides long. RefSeq names its product cytochrome P450 6B7-like. The coding region runs from base 110 to 1702 and encodes 530 amino acids. Gene Ontology annotation, molecular function: iron ion binding; monooxygenase activity; heme binding. The record is from RefSeq and is a predicted model, not a curated record. NCBI's taxonomy places the organism in Eukaryota, Metazoa, Arthropoda, Copepoda, Harpacticoida, Harpacticidae. The transcript has 3 exons.
CAAAACAGCAACACAAUAUGAACGACAGUGAACCAGAGAGAGAGCUACGAAGAAUAACAUUGUUUGCAUACUUCAAACCACCCACCCAUCCAUCUAAGCAUCCACAACAAUGUGGAUCGAGAUUGUCCUGGCCUUUAUAGGCCUAUCUAUUUCGUUGUACAAGUACAUGACCAGAAAGUACACGUUCUUCAGGGAUCAAGGCAUUCCAUUCUUGACUCCAUCUUUUCCAUUUGGCUCCUCCAAUGUUAAAGACCUUUUGCUGGGGAAAAUUUCGGUGGUCGAUAUCAGCAAUCGCAUUUAUUGGGAUUAUCCCAAUGACAAGGUUGUUGGCCAGUUCCAAAUAGGAACACCACAAGUUGUGAUCAAUGACUUGGACUUAGCCAAAUGCAUUUUGGUCAAAGACUUCGAUCAUUUCAUGGAUAGGAGAAAAGUGCCAACCGACGGUAAAAGCCAACGAAAUAAGGUGUUCAGUACGAUGCUGACGAGCUUGUGCGGGGAUCAGUGGAAAACCAUGAGAAGCAUCGUUUCCCCAAUUUUUACCAGUGGCAAACUCAAGUCCAUGACCGUCUUGGUUAACAAUGUUGGUGAUGACUUUGUUCAAUAUCUGUCCAAAUUCAGUGAAAGUGGAGAGCCUUUCAACGCAAAGGAUACUUUCACGAACUUUACUUUGGAUUCAAUAGCCUCAUGUGGCUUCGGAUUUGAGGCUCGGAGCCUGAAGAACACGGAUAGUCAAUUCAGAAGCAUGAUAACCAAAUUGACUGAUGUUAACCAAGUUCUUCAAUUUGGCCAAUACGCUUUCAUGGCCCUUUUUCCAUCUUUGUCCAAGAUGAUGAAUGUUGAGCUGGAUCUUUUCAAUAGAGAGGCGGGAAACUUUGUCUUGGACGUUUUAGGCCAAUGCAUAAAAGAGCGGAGAAAUUCAAAGGUCCGAAGGAACGAUCUACUGGAUCUCCUAUUGGAUGCCUUGGAAGCUGAUCGCCAAGGAAUUAAGCAAGAACUUGAGAAAGAUCAAUACGACCAAGAUGCUGCUAUUCAUGUCUCAAGGACAAGUUCCAUCCCGGAUGAUGAAAUUGAACUCUUCCUUUUGUCCAACGCUUUCAUUCUGUUCUUUGCCGGGUUCGACACAUCCUCCACAAUUAUGAGCGUUGCCUCCUAUUUCUUGGCAACUCAUGAAGAUGUCCAAGAGAAAUUAUACGACGAAAUAAGUGAAGCUAUUGCUCAGAAUGAUGGCAGUGAUGUUUUGGACUAUACCACCGUUCAAGCACUACCUUAUUUGGACAAAGUGGUCCACGAAACCUUGCGAAUCUAUCCCCUGACCAUUAUUGAAAGAGCGUGCGUGAAGGACUACCAAAUCCCCGGAACCAACUUCGUGAUUGAAAAGGAUAUGUUAGUCCAAAUCCCAUCCACGGCCAUCAUGAAGGAUCCCAAGUACUACGACAAUCCCAACGAGUUUGAUCCGGAGAAUUUCAGCCCCGAAGCCAAGGCCAAAAGGAAUCCAUACGCUUUCCUGGCCUUUGGCCAAGGCCCUCGUAACUGUGUAGGAAUGCGAUUUGCUCUGCUUCAAGUCAAGAUAUCACUGAUUCGUCUCUUGGCCAAUUACAAACUCGAGCGUUGUUCCCAAACUCUCACCGAACUCAUUCCCGAUCCCAAAUCUAUAACUAUUCAGCCUAAAGGAGACAUACUACUCACGAUUUUGCCACGAUAAAUGAAUAAACUCUGGCUUUCAGA